AGAGGGAGGAGGCAGAGGCGGUGCAGUGUGUGCGCGCGCGCGCGCGUGUGUGUGUCCGUCCGCGGGGGGCGGAGGACGCUCCGCGGCGGUGCGCGAGUAGGAGCGGAGCUCGGGCGGCGGGAGGGGGCCGCGGAGGGGGGGCCGGCGGCGGCCGAGCGGCGGCGAGCGAGGAGGGGGGGGGAGAGGAGCGGAGGCGAGAUGAGCGCUGGGCUCCCCCUGGGCACAGAGCCGCCCUCGACAGCCGCCGCUUGUGAAUGAACUGAGGCGAGGCCGCCCGCCGGGUGCCCCCCUCCCCUCCUCCUUCUUCCCCUCCUUCCCCUUCUCCCCCGGCCUGCCCGCCCGCCGCCGGCCCCACCGCGGCCGUCCCCACCGCGGCCGUCCCCGCCUGCCCCCGGCCUCCCUGCCCCCACGCACCUUCGGGAGCGCGGCCCUGCCCGCCACAGCCGGCGCCGUCCACCGCGGCCGGGGGAACUGAAGGAAGGCCAUCAUGGGAGCAUUUUUAGACAAGCCAAAGAUGGAGAAGCAUAAUGCCCAGGGGCAAGGGAAUGGGCUUCGUUAUGGUCUGAGUAGUAUGCAAGGCUGGCGAGUUGAAAUGGAGGAUGCACAUACGGCUGUGAUUGGUUUGCCAAAUGGACUUGAUGGAUGGUCAUUUUUUGCUGUAUAUGAUGGACAUGCUGGAUCACAGGUUGCCAAGUACUGCUGUGAGCAUUUAUUAGAUCACAUCACGAGCAACCAGGAUUUUAAAGGGCCAGAUGGGCCUCCAUCUGUGGAAAGUGUAAAGAGCGGCAUCAGAACAGGUUUUCUGCAAAUUGAUGAACACAUGAGAGUCAUCUCUGAGAAGAAACAUGGUGCAGACAGAAGUGGGUCAACAGCUGUGGGUGUCAUGAUUUCUCCCCAACAUACAUACUUCAUCAACUGUGGAGACUCGAGAGGUUUACUUUGUAGAAACAGGAAGGUUCACUUCUUCACACAGGAUCACAAACCAAGUAAUCCACUGGAGAAAGAGCGUAUACAGAAUGCAGGUGGCUCUGUAAUGAUUCAGCGUGUGAAUGGCUCUCUUGCAGUUUCAAGGGCACUUGGGGACUUUGAUUACAAAUGUGUCCAUGGUAAAGGUCCUACAGAACAGCUAGUCUCACCUGAGCCUGAAGUUUAUGAAAUUGAGAGAUCAGAAGAAGAUGAUCAGUUCAUCAUACUGGCUUGUGACGGUAUCUGGGAUGUUAUGGGAAAUGAAGAGCUGUGUGACUUUGUAAGAUCCAGACUUGAAGUCACUGAUGACCUUGAGAAAGUUUGCAAUGAGAUAGUUGACACCUGCUUGUACAAGGGCAGUCGAGACAACAUGAGUGUGAUAUUGAUCUGUUUUCCGAAUGCACCAAAGGUAUCGCCAGAGGCGGUGAAAAGAGAGGCAGAGUUGGACAAGUACCUGGAAAGCAGAGUAGAAGAGAUCAUAAAGAAGCAGGGUGAAGGAGUCCCAGACUUAGUCCACGUGAUGCGUACGUUAGCAACUGAGAGCAUCCCAAACCUCCCGCCAGGGGGUGAAUUGGCGAGCAAACGGAGUGUGAUUGAAGCCGUUUAUAAUAGACUGAACCCCUACAGGAAUGAUGAUACUGAUUCUGCCUCAACUGAUGAUAUGUGGUAAAACUGCUCAUCUAGCUGUGGAGUUCACGUUUCAUCCUUCAAAUGAAAGUGCAGCCCAACCUCAGUGACCCUUCUUAACAUCCAUCCUCAACCUUAAUUAAAGAAGGGAAUAUGAUGUGUUGGUGAGAGCGACUACAGCAGUACGACGUCUAGCCCAGGAACUGAUCUUUUUCUGUAAAACAGACUUCUGUAAACGUGAUUUCAAACCAUAAUUCAUGUUGUAAAUCAGACUCCAGCAAUUUAUGUUGUAUGAUUUUGUUUUUGUAAAGUGCAAUUGUCUUGUACAAAAUGCUCAUAUUUAAUUAUGAACUGCUUUAAAUCACUAUAAAGGUUAGAAGAAAUGUUUGGCUUGUGUGAUGCAACAGUAUAUAUCCCUUUAAUUCAUGUUGUGGUUUUGGAUUGCAAGGAGCAGCAGCCUAGCCAGCUAGGUGCUCAAGAGGUGCACAAAACUGUAAAGACAACUUUUUAUUUUAUAUGAAAGCUGACUUAUGGGCAAUUUACCAGAAACUACAGUGCGUGAAUUUGCUUGGCAAUGGAAAAGUAACUAAGAGUAGUGCACAUUCUUCAGCAAACGUGAAUCGUUUUCUUGGACGCACUCCUGCUCUCACAUUGAGUUAAAGGGAGUUCUUAUUUUGACUUCAGUGGGAGUUAAAUCAUGCUCUAUUAAUAGUAUCGUGUUCAUACGUGUACGAACCUUGGGAUUAGAAUGCCUUGAUUCUUUGCACCUCUUUUUUCAUUAACCCUUACCUGAAACUACUAAUCAUUGAGCACGAACAGACAGCUUUCUACACACUGUAGGAGUCUGCAGCAUUUUUACAAUCCUGAUUGUCUGGGUCUGCUGCUGUUCCAAGUAAAAUACUUUGAAUUCCAUUUUAUCAAUAAAGCUUGAUUUAACAAACAAGAAAUUUAUCCAUAAAUGUGUAAUUCCUUUUUUCCUGCCUUUUAAAAUGUCAGUGCCAUUGUAAAUGAUAUUUUACUUGUGGAAGAAUAUUUUUAUUAAUUGGUAGCCCAUUUUUAAAAUGGGAAGGAUUUUGAUUAUUGCCCAAGACAUAGCCAUAUGCUAGAGGAUGAUGUGGGAUUAAUCCAUUUCCCUAUUUUUUAAAAGUGUGGGGUUUUUCAGGCUUUUUGGUGGUUUAUUUGAGUUUUUCCUCCCCACCGAAGAUGUGCAUUGGUUUGAAUUUGCCUACUGUUUGAUAAAAAUACAUUUGUCAAAGCCUGACAAUCUUUAACAUUUUAUGGUGUGUGUUUUUAAUUGACCCACUUAGAAUGAGAGACUAGUGGUUAAAACAGUACUUGUGAUUUGAGAUAUAGCAUGUUGACAAUAUUUAACUGUUCGUUGUUUAAAAUUCUAAUUUAAAAUUUUAUAAGAUAAUAAACUAAUUUGAUUUAAGCUUAGCUUUUUCCCCUUGAGCAUACAAAAAUUAAGUUUUCGAGUCAGUCGUGUUUGCAAAACUGCUGUUUUGUGCACCUUGUAUUGUCUUUUUGGUUGAGAAUAUUGUAUUUAAUAUGUAGUUUACUCAUUUAGUAGGCAGAUUCCCCAAAAGGAAAAUCAGUAAAACAAGUAGAUUGUAACAUUUACUGCAGUUAAACAGAAUCAGAACUUGGUGUAUAAUUACUUUUUGAUAGGAAAAUGUAGUACAAUGCAUUUUGCUAUAUUUGUCUUUCCCUAACUUUGAAAUAUACAUAUUUGUAUAUAUAGCCUUAAAACUAAUGCAGAGUUAGGGAACACUGAACAGUGAAAAAGUAACUUAUAGUGUCUUGGAACUAAGUAUAGUAUAUACCAGCAAACUUUUCCUUUAUCCCUCUUGUCUAUGUGGGGUGCUUAAACGUAACUUCAUUGUAUUCAGUUUGUAAUCUGUUCAAGCAUGAAUGAAGAAAACAUAAGCACUAUUUGUAUUUAUAAAUUUAUAGCAAUUUUUGCUUAAAGAACCAGUUCCUUACCUACCUAUGAAUAAAUGCUUAAAAUGUCUAAUUUUGUUGUAGAGUGCAAAACUAUAAUAAUGUUAACUUAUAGCUUCACAGGCACCUAAUUAACAAGCAUAUUUAAUAAUACAUGGCGUAUUAGUGCAAAAAGCUAAACUUAAUUUAGGACUAGACAGAUAAAGUUCUGUCCUUUUUACAUAGAGACUAAAGUUUAGUUUUGGAAACUGCAAAACCUUGAACUGGACUGUGGAACCUUUGAGUUUUAAACUAAAAAUCUGAAGCAAAACUGUGGUCUGAAAAGCCAUACUUCAAACAAUAAUCACUUAAACUGUCUCAGUGACAAAUGAUGUAUUUGAAACCUCUUCUUAGAGGUCUCCUAAAGGUUAGAAAGAAAAUAAUUCUGCUAUUGCUACAGGCGAUGUAACUAGGUUUGAGGGUAGCAGAAGAAAGCCCGUUUCAGGCCUUUCUCUCUCCCGCCUAUGUUCAGCGUUUUGAUGAGGUCAGAGCACUGAAUCUACUAUGUAUGCAUAAACACUGCCAUUUUAGAUACAGAUUUUGAUUAAUGAUACACGGAUUAAGUAUAGAAAGCAUCCUAGAAAAGAGGCAAGCUGUACUUUUCACUGCUCUGAAAAGGAAAAGGCACUUUUGCACCUUUGUGCAUCUCCUUCUUGCACCAGAAACUUUUUUUAAAUGCUAAAAACAUUAGCACCUCAGGGGCAAGGCAGCAAUUUUUUUGAAGUAUUGUGUGCUAUUUAUUUCCCUCUUGGAAAAAGAUUCCUGUGUGACAAAAAUGAAAAUUGUGUGAUGUUAAAAGAUGUAUUUUUAAAUACAUGUUCGAAUAGGAUGGUCCCAAUUUGCUUGUUUUUAAAAGGAAAUUACAUUUGUAAAGCUACUCUGCUUCGUAUGCCAUGCAACUUUGUUUUCCUUCUACAUAUGACAGCUUCACUGGCUUCAGUUUCUGUGCAUUUUGUUAUAGUCAGAUUAAAUGUUUCACUGAUCAUUCUGGGAGAAUACCUGUACUGCUUUAUGGACAACUGUUUUAAAUCUCACUAAUUCAGCAUUGAAAUAUGUUCAAGACAGAGGCUUCUAAAAUGUGUUUUAAAAGCAAUGUUGGAUUAACAUUGGGUAAUUACAUGAAAUAGGGUCCUAGAUUUGCAAGGGUUUGUAAAUUCGUUGUGUCCGUAGAGUCCUUUUCACAUGUGAUGGGGCAUAAAUGUGCAGGUCCAGUGCAAGUUACGAAGCCAAGGCCUUUCAGCUGGCACCACAAAGACCUUGAUAUGUGGUCAUCACUCAUUUUGAUCUUCCUGCAGAAGUCAAAAUCGGAGAGAGGAAUUUCAUCUGCUUGUUAAACUACACUGAACUUUGGUAGUCCUAGGUUGUGUCAUACUAGCAAGGUGCCUGAUGAAUAUUAAGCAACAGAUGAGUAAUGGUAGCGCUUACUUUGAUAGUUCAUGUAGGUGCUAAAGCACAUAAUUUCAACAUGUACUUACGAUAAACUGACUUUUAUGUCCAUUAAAUUGUUCAUUGCAAAAGCUGGUACUAUUUCAACUGUAGGUUAAAAUCAGAGCCAUUUUGCUCAGUUCAAGAAUUGGAAACUUGAAGUGGUGAUUUAACAAAAUUGGGGAACAGUUUUCAUUUCAGUUGAUUCCCUGAUAAGAAUCCCAUCUUAAUUUGAUACACUGGGAUAGGAUAGACUUCCUAUUGCAUUUCAUUUUUUAGUAAUUUAUGAACUAAGGAUAUGGUUUUAUGAUCAGCUUAUAAUCAAGACUAAACUAUUGCUCGAAGUUUGCCCCUUCUGCCGUUUUUGUGCCGCUACUCAUGCUUCUGUGGCCGUGCAGUUGGGUGAAAGACAAAAAUCUGUACUCUUCAGCUGGGUAAGUUGGUAAUCCAGUCACUGAAUGAUAGUCUGAGGGCAAGAUGCAGAUUGGGGCACAGGACUGAGAGCAAAGGAAAGGUUGCACCAGCCCUUCUGCCACAGUUUGGGAAUCCAAACCCUAAAAGCAGAUAAGUGAUUGACCUGCAUAGGGAGUAUCAAAGCCUUUGCAGAUCUUUCUUCACUCUAUACUCAAGACAAAUAUUUUGCGUUGAUAAAUAUUCUUUUUCUUAAAACUGAAAUUGUGAGACUGGUUUUAAUGCCAUCUUGUGUAUGAAUUCCAUGGUGACAAACUUUUUUUCUGUUUGCUUUCUCUAAACAUAAGUACCUCUGUCCUGUGGGAUAGACAGCAUGGCUGCCACAAGGUUGAUGAUAUUGUUGUUACAGUUUACCUUGUUUCAAAGUACAUCAGGAUUUCAUCAUGCUGAGAUAUUCACCUUUGGCUCUGCCUGCCCCUUCUUGAAUUGGUUUUAUACACAUUUAUUACUUGGUAUAUUUAAAUUUCUUGAUAUUUAAACUUUGCCGUCUCUGAAAUGGACUAACCUUUAGUAAAAUGUAACCCUUUUCCUCAUUGUUUGGCAAAUACGGUAUUUUAAUAUAAACCUGAUGUACCUUGUAUAGGUUCAGAAACAGAAAAACUUUGUAGAGCUAUAGAGACAUACCUGUUUUUUUUCCUGUAGAAAAUAGAAUUGUUACUCUGUACCAAGCUUCAUGAGGUGUGGAAAUAACAUCUCCUGGACAGCUAGUGUAGCUCCUUGUUCCUACCACUGCAUGUGUCUGAGAUGAUCAUGACCUGAGCCUUUAUGUACCAAUACAGGGUGUAGAGUCUGCUUGGCUGGAUAUGCUUUUUAACUCUUCAAGUAGUAAAAAGAGGCUCCACAUGUGAAUUUCUAGGAUGCUGCAGUGCAUAAAAUGGAAGUGAUUGCUGCUAUAAGCUAUAAAAAUAGAUCAAAAUUUAAAAGUAACAAUCUGGGGCACUAAGUACUUUUGACCGACCUGUCCAAAAUACUGAUCAGAGAAUCCGAUCUGUUGGUGAGCUCUUUCUGAGCUAUCUCUGUGGAGUGCUUGCAGUCUGCAGGUGUCUGCGGACCCAGGCAUGCACCUUCUGAAGCACUCUGAGCCUUAUUUUGCUUAAUAAUGUUACUUCAUAAAUGAGGUAGCAGUCACGUAGCAUUUGUUCACAGAAGUUUGGGAAGCUGUAGGAAAACUUAAAGCUUGUCUUUAUUCUCGUGGACCACUAAAUCCUUUGAGGGAAUAUACAACAUGCUAAAAGUUGAGUUUACAUUAUUUUCCACUGAAAACUUGUUUCCAGAAAAAUCUGCUGUUUACUUAAUAUGUGGAAAAAAAUGUCUGGAGCUUUAAUUUCCUGAUUUUGUCGGAGUUAUUGACCUACAGUGACCUAGGCUGUAUGAAUAUUCCUUGCUUUAUCUAUGUGUUUAUUUGAUGUUCCUCUGAGUAGCAUUAAAUGAAAUCUUCUUUUUUUCCUCUUCCCCUCAUGUAGACACCCUUCUAUAGUCUUUGCUUCCAAGCUAAGAGAACAGGAGUGGUAUCAGUGUCUUAGGAAAGGGUUUUGGAGAAGCUUGCUUUAAAUGCAGCAACAACAAAACCCCUAACCAUUGUAACCCCAAAAUCUGGGCAAGUGGGCUUAACGUUAAAACGCCUUUUAUAAAAUUAAUGAAAUAGUUCUUUUCUGAAAGUGUCAAAACUUCAGUUGAGGUGGAAUGAGAGGUCAGAUUCCUAGAGUAUAUAUUGGCUUAUGCCUGGCCAGAUUUUCACACUUAAAAAAUAUCUAUUACUAGACAACUACUUUUUUUUUUUCUUCCUCCCCUCACUCCCCCCAAAAAAAAAGAGAAUCAAAACCAAUGGCCCUUACUACUGUGUAACCAGCCAUUUAUUUGCAAGGGUGAGUGCUGUGUCAGACUAACAUUUUCCUGUAAGAGCGCUACAUCGGCACAUUGCAGCUCACCAUAACACAGAGCCAAAGCUGGAAUUCAUUUUUGCUUCCAUUAACUGGAUAGCUCUGAAGAGCUGGGGGGAGCAUGGUGUUUUACAGCGAAAGUAGACAGGAUUCCCAAUAUACAUUGUGAGUAAUCUUCCAGAGUUGAAGGAGGUGCCAUUGUUACUACUUUUAAGAAAUAUCUUUGAGAAGAAAAAUGAGAAAACUGAGACUGGCAGGUCAUAAAACAUUCUAUACUUCUACUUCUGUCAGUACAGUACAUGUAUGACUAAGACUAAGGCCCAGAGCUUAAUUUCACAUGCGUUACUGAAUUCAACCCAAUCCGAGCAAUGAAAAUACUGAGUAGCCAAUUUCAUUUUCAGGCUGAAGCAUAGUAUUUUUGUCCAAACUACAGGCAAAAAGUCAAAUUAAGUCUUGGGGAAAAUUGGGCACGUACUUAACUUUGCAUCCUGCUGACAUUGAUGGAGCCUCACUCACAAUAUAUAAAUUUUGCACGUGUACUGUUGGAACCUUAACUGUCCCACUUUGGAAUAAAAACAAAAUGUAAUCUUUAUUCAGUUUAGGUUUUGAAAAAGCUUUUCAAAGCCAAAGUGAGGAAGGUGGUAAUGUUAAAGCAGAAUGUUAGAUUGAUUGGAGAUACAUUUUAAAGAAUUAUGAAAUUAGUAAGUCAGCAUUUUUUUUCUUUUAAAAUGUCAGGACACAGUCUAAGAGGUCUGAUCUUUGAUAUAGUGCUUUUAGCUGUAAAUAAAUAGAAGGAUGAAACACAAAAUGAGUUAUCCGGGAUAGAAAAACAAUGAGACCCUAAAAAUCUAGGAAUAAAGGUGCUGAAUUUACAUAGCAGCAUUUCCAUGUCCAGUGAUGGACCUACUGAAGGGAUCUUUGUUUAUAUUUUUAGGGGGACUUUUUAUUUUUGCAGAGUGUUUGAUGCUGACAAGUCUGACAAGACUGACAAGUCUGCUGCAGUUUGAGAUUUCCAGACUCAAAUUGGAAACUGGGCAUUAUUCAGCAGAAUCCCCAGUACACAAGAUGUUGCAGUACCUGUUACCAUGCGUUCUGCAGGCUAAUGCCGUGCAACUGGUGCUGGAAGUUGGGAUUUCCUAGCCCAUUGCUGAUGGUGUGAUUUGCAAUGACUUUGAAUACCAAGAGUUAAGUUGUAUUUAUUAACUGGAUCUCUUUGGUGCCAGGAAUCUAGUUUUUGGAGUAAGUGCUGAAUUAUGCAAAUGUCCUUGGCAAAUUGUGCUGGGUAGUUCACUACUCGGAAAACUAAAUUACUAGCAGUGAAGGGUUAAUACGAGACAAAAGCCUCGAUUUUCCUAGCCAGGGAAUACUGGAUAUUUGAAAGUCUGAGGUUUGAUUUCCAGGGCUGGCUGCUUUAUAAAUCUUUCAAAGCAGAAAUUCUGGUUUCUAGCAUCUGUCUUGUUACUAAGACCAUGUAUGAACAUGCUGAAUUAGAGAGUGUUCACCUGUCUUGUCACAGAAUUGACUCCACAUCUUAUCAUUAGAGUCUCGUUUGUAGUGACAUGCUGUGCCUGUCUUUUUAGAAAAUUCAUGACCUCUUUAUAUCUAUUUUGUGGAAAGUGUAACUUUUUUCAUUGAUGACCUGUAUAAAUGUGUGUUAUGAAUUGAGAGAUUUAAGCUUGAAAAGCAUGUUUGCAGAUUACACAGCUUCAUUAUGGAAUUUAUAAAUUGAACAGAGUAAUAUACAAGAGCAUAACUAUUUUCCUUAAGUAGAAUGUAUAACAAUAUAUAAUAAAUUAUUCUCCACGUAGUUCACCCACUAUUUACAGUUUUACACAAUUCAAACUGUGUGUUUACAGAAAGUUCAAUAAAUGUAUAUUUUGUACUAUGUACAGAUUCCUGGUCCCAAAGAAAAUGUGUGAACUUAGUUUCUAACUUAACUUUUGAGAUUGUACCUUUUUUUUUCCCUUUUUUCCCCCCUUUUUUUUUCCUUUUUUUUUUCUUUUUUUUUUUUUGGUUUGGAAUCAGUUGAACAAACUGCGUUAUGCCUGUCGAUGGUGGAGGCUUGCAUUGGAGAAAAUGGGAAUUGGAAAUAUUUCUAAUCCACAAAAGUGAUUCCACUAAAUAAAACAGGCAAUUACA
This is a messenger RNA of Strigops habroptila (Kakapo), 9488 nucleotides long. RefSeq names its product protein phosphatase, Mg2+/Mn2+ dependent 1A (gene PPM1A). Gene Ontology annotation, cellular component: cytosol; nucleus. The record is from RefSeq and is a predicted model, not a curated record. Gene Ontology annotation, biological process: negative regulation of canonical NF-kappaB signal transduction; protein dephosphorylation; positive regulation of canonical NF-kappaB signal transduction. Lineage: Eukaryota; Metazoa; Chordata; Aves; Psittaciformes; Psittacidae. The coding region runs from base 488 to 1636 and encodes 382 amino acids. Gene Ontology annotation, molecular function: magnesium ion binding; manganese ion binding; protein serine/threonine phosphatase activity. The transcript has 6 exons.